CUCCCCUGAGCCACCAGCCACUCACAGCGCCUGGGGCUCCUGCCACACAUGUAGAUAAAUAUGAUUCCUCGAUACCUGCCCCAACCUCCCUGCUCUCCCGUUAGUGUUAUCGGUGGGAUCAGACUGGAGUCCCAGCUGCUAACCCAGGCCCAGGGCCCAGGCCGGCUGAGCGCUCUGUGCUGGACGGAGAUGGCCUGGGUGCUGGUCGCUGCCUUUUGCCUUCUGAGCGGUGCCUGCGCCCAAUACUGGAGUGUGACACUCGCACCAGGGUCCGUUGAAAGAUGGGCCGGCUCCUGCGUGACCAUCCCCUGCUCCUUCACCUACCCCACAGGGUGGACGGUUAGUGCCGUGAUCUGGACACGGGAAGGGGAUCAAACCGUGUAUCACUCAGAUGAGGCUCGUGUCCACGCUGACUUCAAGGGGCGCGCCCGCUACCUGGGGGACCUGCAGCACAACUGCUCCCUGCGGGUGGUGGGGCUGCGCCCCAGCGAUCAGGGCACCUACCACUUCCGGUUCGAAGCAGCGGGCGAUGGCAGGAGUGACGCAUGGACGGGUCGGACAGGACAGCGGCUCAAUGUCUCUGACGAUCGGUGCCAGGCCUCCCUGGGGCGCCGACUGGAACCGGGACCCUCCCUCACCUGCUCCGUGGGGGCCGCCUGCCCCCAUCACCCCUCCUGGUAUGACCGAGAUGGCGCACGGCGGAGCCCAGAGCAAACCCCGGGCAGGGCUGGGGUGACCGAGCUGCAAAUAUCCCCGUCCCAGCUGGGCCCCGGCACGGCGCUGAGAUGCCAGGUGGAUGGAUACAGGGAUGAGUGUGACUCUGCCCAAGCCCAGCCCCUGGGGACAGUCGCCCCCAACGUGCCCAUGGUCGAGGUUUCGUGGCCGGCAGGGAAGGCAGUGCUGAGGGAAGGCGACAAUUUUACCCUGCGCUGCCAGGCUGCUGCCCUGCGGCCCGUCGCCGGGUACGUCUGGUCCCGCGGGGAUGUGUGGCUGCCAGAAGCCGGGCAGGAUUUACGUGUUCGCAAGGCAGCCGUCUCUGACGGAGGGAGCUACGCGUGCGGGGUCUGGGUCUCCGGCCCCGGCUGGGGGUAUCUGAGCCUCUCUGCGAGGGAAUCGGUCGAAGUUCAGCUCCCCGGGACACCCACAUACAUCAUAGGGCUUACUGUUGUGCUUGUCCUGUUACUGCUGGUGGGGCUGGUCGGCAUCACAGCUUGGAGUAAGAUGCGGCGCAAACACCAGGGAAUGAGCAGCAAUGCGCCAGCCGAAGAACAUGGGAAAAGUACCACAGGAGAUGCUGAGUUUUCCCACAAGCCAGAGACGGAGUCACCCUAUGAGGAACUCCAAGGACGGACCCAGGAUAUUUACAACGAGUUGGUCUUACCCCAAGCCGGUUCCCGCUAAGCUCUGCUGAAAUCCCAACCAGCCGGGGACCCCUCUGCACGGCCGGGACCUUAAAGCCAUCGCUCAGUGGGGCCAGAUCCCAGCAGGGGUCCACAAGCGCCGACUUUCCAUUGUGCCGGGGGGUGCUUGACCCCUGGCUCUGCCCCAGGCUCCACCCCUUUCCUCAAGGCCACACCCAUUUUCCCCAGUGGGUGCUCCAGCCCCAGCACACCCAUGGAGUCGGCAUCUAUGCUGGGGUCAAGCAGCCAUAGCUCCAUUGGAAUGAAUGGGGCCAGACCCCUAGUUGGGGUGCCGUGGCCGUCACUGCACUGGAGAACUCAACUGGGAAUAAAUAGCUCCGAAAUGCAGGGAUUGGGUCAUUUAUUUUUCUGCAUCAUCUUUAUAAAAAACAGUGGAAAUACCUGUGACGUUCUGUAGUUCGUGGGAACACCCUGCACCCCCACGUUCUGUGCAAUCAUGCAGGGCCGGCGCUUCCAUUAGACGA
Molecule: messenger RNA, 1885 nt
Organism: Mauremys reevesii (Reeves's turtle)
Lineage: Eukaryota; Metazoa; Chordata; Testudines; Geoemydidae
Product: sialic acid-binding Ig-like lectin 12
Exons: 10
Coding region: 61-1401 (446 amino acids)
Biological process (GO): multicellular organism development
Cellular component (GO): extracellular region
Molecular function (GO): hormone activity
Source: RefSeq, a predicted model, not a curated record